AUGGCGGGGCAAGAAUACAAAAUCGACCUUUGUUCCGUUGGUUUCCCCGAGAACGAUGUCGAAGAGGAGCAUAAGACUCUGUUAGCAGCCGCAACAAGCGGCAAUGGCACGACGAGUACGCAGGGAGUGUCACCUGCGAAGCUCUCGCAGCUGUUGCUGUCAGAGGGUCCUCUGGCGAUCAGAUUUAUCACUAAGGCUCUUUGCAAACAGAUUCCGGGGUUUGCAGAACUCUCAGCAUCCAAACAAAGACGAUUGAUCAUGGCAGCACUCGAAACAGGCGACAGGGCCAGCUGCGUGGUAUUCACUAAGAUCGGAUGGGGUCAUUGGUCCGCUACGAAGGUCGAAGACCCAGCCAACUUCGAUAAAGAACGCGAAGCCACCAACAUCGCCAACAGCAAGGUCAAAGACAUGGUUUCGCAAGAACGGCGCAGAAGUAGCACCGUUUCGCAGGCUAAGAAGGCCACGGUAGGCCUUAAACGCGAAGUGGAGCUGCGUGGCGGCGGCAGCGGCAGCGGCACUGGCGCUGGCAGUGGUGCCGUCUUCUUGGACGAAAACGCACUCGCGUCCGAGGACGAAGAAUACGAAGACAAUGCGGGAGCCUUGGCGGGCAGACCUGACGAACUUUACGACGACAAUGAUUUCCACGACCACGGUCACUUCAACACGGUGAACUACGAUUUUUUCAAACGACGCAAAUCCAGCGUGGUGUACGCAGACAGCUCGCCCGCGGACGACUCAGAACACGAAGCGCCGGCCGGGCCGCACUCAGGUCAAAGACCACCACUGAAAAAUAACCGACGCUCGUCGACGUCCAAAAAACGAUCGCCGUCCGUGGGCAAACGCAGCUCCUUCCGGAGCUCCAACGCCAGCCUCGAGGCUAUCACACGGCGACUUUCGUCGCCAGCCCACGUGAUCGACCAGCAGACCACCAAAAUAUCUGGAACGGCGCCCACGAAGGACCCAGAGGUCGCUGCCGUUCCCACUCGCGGACGGGAACCUCGCUUGUCGUUUUCCAAAGAGUCUGGUCUUCGAUCUACGCUGUUAUCGCACGCCAGCUACCGAUCGAGUCCCGUGCACCGUGCGUUUGACUCGCCGCUACAUAAAGAUGUGGCCUACCGGCUGAACAGCCCGUCUUCAGAUACCAAUGCACUGGCCAGUUUCAACGGCGAAGACGAUGGUGCUGCGAUUGAAGAAGACGAGGAUUUGGACCGUUCCGACACGGACGAGGAAGACUGGAAACACAUUGGCGCAGAGUCGCUGAGAAACAGUCGGGCUCCAUCGCAGAUACGGUCGCCACCACAGCUACUUUCACCACACUCUCCAGCCGCAGGCCGGCCUGCCAUGGAGCGCCAGCCCUCACAUCUGUCGUUGAGCCCGCCCGCGCUGCUGGACAGUCCGGACGCAGUACCAAAGUCCCGAACCAAGACGAUAUUGAAACCAGAGCCACAAGCUGAAACUCAAGACGCUGCGAUCUUGCUGAUGAGUCUGAAGUCGUGA
Lachancea meyersii CBS 8951 is the source of this 1497-nucleotide messenger RNA. The record is from the annotation of a GenBank genome assembly. NCBI's taxonomy places the organism in Eukaryota, Fungi, Ascomycota, Saccharomycetes, Saccharomycetales, Saccharomycetaceae.